UCCGGAGACCGAAGCGCAGCGUCGUGGGAGCCCUCCAGGCGAGUCGAGUCGAGUCACCCGGCCUCGGGGUUUUAGGGGCGAAGGGAUCAAUCACCCCCAACCUUCCUCAGGCUGGGCGGCAUGGACUCACUAAUAAUUGAUCUCGAAAGCAAUGACAAGUCAAGGUCUCCGGUGGAGAGGACACCACGGCCGCGCCGGGUCGGCCUUGUGUGCCCCAAGUAGCCAGGCUGUGAGCGUCUGGGGAGAGGCAGCCCGGCGGGAUGGAAAGCAAUAGGGACGCCAGUAAAGGACAGCGUUUAUUCGCGCUGUUGGGCACCUUAUAGGUUAAAUCUUCAAAGCACUCCUGUGACCAAAGCCACAUAAUGUCAGUAGUUCGUUCAUCUGUCCAUGCCAAAUGGGUCGUGGGGAAGGUGAUUGGGACAGCAAUGCAAAAAACUGCUAAAGUGAGAGUGACCAGACUUGUUCUGGAUCCCUAUUUAUUAAAGUAUUUUAAUAAGCGAAAAACCUACUUUGCCCACGAUGCUCUCCAGCAGUGCACCGUUGGAGAUAUUGUGCUUCUCAAAGCUCUACCUGUCGCGAAAACAAAGCACGUGAAGCAUGAACUGGCUGAGAUAAUUUUCAAAGUUGGACAAGUCAUAGAUCCAGUGACCGGAAAACGCUGUGCAGGAACCACCUACCUGGAGAGUCCAGUCAGUCUGGAAACCACCCACCUAAGCAAAAACCUGGAAGAACUCGAUCUCUCUUCAACACAGUGAAGGAGGAUUGGAAAACGGAGCCAAAAGGGAAGGAUUUCUAAGUUUGCUUUAUGGAAAAAUUUUUAUAAGUUUCCUCACAAACCGUCCAGUUUCUUUUCUGGUAUUUAUGAACUAGCUAAAAGUAAAUGAAGUAAAGGCCUUGUUAUAAUUUAAAA
Messenger RNA from Balaenoptera acutorostrata (minke whale), 910 nucleotides. RefSeq names its product 28S ribosomal protein S17, mitochondrial. The record is from RefSeq and is a predicted model, not a curated record. Lineage: Eukaryota; Metazoa; Chordata; Mammalia; Artiodactyla; Balaenopteridae. Gene Ontology annotation, molecular function: structural constituent of ribosome. Gene Ontology annotation, biological process: mitochondrial translation. The transcript has a single exon. The coding region runs from base 363 to 755 and encodes 130 amino acids. Gene Ontology annotation, cellular component: ribosome; mitochondrial small ribosomal subunit.